AUGAACAGGGGAACCAAAUCUAAAUGGCUUGUUUCCAGAAAAAAACUGACUGGGUUGUCUGAUUUGACAGUUUGUUGGUUAGUAUGCAUUCCACAUACCCAAAUGUACAGCGUGUGCGCAAGGACUGACCAAGUGAGUUCUUUAAUGAUGUCUCCCCUUUAAAUGUUGACUCAAAACUUGUGGCCAAGAUUCAAACCGACUUCUUUACCUUUGUCGAGGGGAAACUUUCAACCGAGUCAAAUGGCUUUAUCAAAUCACAAGAGAAGGAUGCCCCCUUUCUUCCUCCCUUUUUAUUUGCCAUUACUAUUGGAGGAGAGAGCAUUAAAGGACAGGACAGGGUUGGUCCACUGCCAUGGCCAGUCCUUACACAACUUCACAGUCUGGUUGCAUGUUGCUAGUUGUGGCGGUCAUGUGGGGUGAAGGUGAUGAAAAUAGUUCUUCAUGUGCGAUAAGAAAAGAACGGUUUAAAAAACGGUUUAAUACUGUUUAUUCACGUUUCCCUCCACUAACCACUGAAAACCACAUGUUUACAAGUUGGCCUACAUCUUUAUUUGAUCACUACAUAUGUUAGUUUGAUUCAGCCAGAGAGGUUUUGAAGUGUUACAGGUAAUCCAUGUAAAGUGUUUCGGGAAAGUGCUGUGGACACAAGGUGGUUAAAUAUUACGUGUUAUGUAACAGUGGGAAAAACAGGCCCACUGACUGCACACUGAUCAGAUGUUCAGGGGAGGGGUCUCUCCUUUUGUAUAAGUCUGGCCGAUCAUCAACCUGCUUGUCUCAGUUUAAUGAUGAUGGUGAAGCUGGGGAUUUUGGUAGCUUUUGCCGCGUUUCUGGAGACGGCCUCUGCGACCUCCCUCGGUGUGGUGUACACAGAGGGAGGUAUGGUGCAGGGCAAGAACAUUCGUCUUGGGUUCCGCCGUCACAUGGACGUCUUCAAGGGGAUUCCCUUCGCUGACAUCCCUGGAAGGUUUGAGAAACCAAAGCGUCACCCAGGCUGGGACGGUGUUCUGAAGGCCACCGAGUACAGGAAAAGAUGCAUUCAGGUGAAUCUCAUCAUGACCGAUACCAGAGGCAGUGAGGACUGUCUUUACCUGAACAUCUGGGUUCCUCACGGCCGCUCAGUGUCCACUGGUCUGCCCACUAUGGUCUGGAUCUACGGGGGAGGCUUCCUUACUGGAGGCUCGAUGGGUGCCAACUUCCUGAACAACUAUCUGUACAGCGGGCAGGAGAUUGCAGACCGAGGAAAUGUUAUUGUGGUGACGCUGGGAUACCGCGUGGGCACCAUGGGCUUCCUGAGCACCGGAGAAUCUGACUUACCUGGAAACUAUGGUCUGUGGGACCAGCACGCUGCCAUCGCCUGGGUGAACAGGAACAUCCGCUCGUUCGGAGGAGACCCCGACAACAUCACCGUCUUUGGAGAGUCUGCAGGCGGAGUUAGUGUCAGCUUCCAGACUCUCACUCCCCACAACAAAGGGCUGUUCAAGAGAGCCAUCUCCCAGAGCGGCGUAGCCACUUGCUCGUGGGCUAUCAACAGGAACCCCCGCAGGUUCGCUGAGGAGGUUGCUCUGAAGGUCGGCUGCCCCACCGAUCAAACUAUGGCUUCCUGUUUGAAGAUGACUGAUCCUGUGAAGCUUACGCUGGCUGGCUCUAUCAGUUUGUCCAGCUCACCCGAUAACCCCAUUUUCUUCAACCUGCUCCUGUCUCCUGUGAUCGAUGGCGACUUCGUGCCGGAUGAGCCUUCCAACUUGUUCCACAAUGCGGCUGAGAUCGACCUCAUCGCUGGAAUCAACGACAUGGACGGACACCUCUUCACUGGCUUAGAUGUUCCUUCAAUCAACCGCCCCCUGGUGGACACCCCUAUCGAGGACAUGAAGAGGCUCCUGGCUUCGUACACUAAGAAGGGCAAGGCUGCUGUGGACCACGCGUACUCCACAUACACCUCAACCUGGGGCUCAAACCCCAGCAAGGAGACCAUCAAGACAACCAUUGUGGCAAUCGGAACAGACUUCAUCUUCCUGGUUCCUACUCAGGUCGCCCUCUACCUUCAUGCUGCCAACGCCACAACCGGUCGCACCUACUCCUACCUAUUCUCUGAGCCCAACCGUCUGGGCGGCAUUACCUUACCUUACCCCAGCUGGAUGGGAGCCGACCACAUCGAUGACCUGCAGUACGUGUUUGGAAAGCCUUUCACCACACCUCUGGCGUACUGGCCUCGCUACCGUGACCUCUCUGGCUACAUGAUCGCCUACUGGACCAACUUUGCCAGAACUGGAGACCCCAACAAAGGAGAGUCGAGCGUGCCCGCUACCUGGCCUAAGUUCACCAGCGAUGGACACCAGUUCCUGGAGAUCCAUUCUAAGAUGGACAAGAGCUAUGUGGGACAGAAGAUGAGAAUGCGUUACGUGCAUUUCUGGACCAGUGUCCUACCCAACCUUCCCAUGACCAUCUCAGAAUAACAACCUGUGCACCCGCAGUGUGGUCCCAUAGAUCUGAAGUAUCAAAUCAAUAUUGGUCCAUGAAAAAAUGAAUUGAUCACAAACACAAUUUACAUUUCCUUAGUUUAAUUUUGUGUUGCCCUCUUUAAAUUCACAACAGGCUAUGUACAGUAGUGCUAACCCAAUUCACUUUGCAUGUAUGGAACCUUUUGGCUUUGUUUGUUUUUUGUUGGCUUUUUGGAUGUCAACAGAAGCUAUUAGCCUUCUACUGAAUACAAUGUUGGUGUUGAUCUUAAUGUACAAGACGUUAAUUGUUGUGCAGAAGUGUGCGUUAACUUCGUAAUAAGAAAUCAAAUCAAAACGGACUAAAGAUAUGGAUCUGUUGAUAUUCAGGCUGCAGUGCCAAUUUGCUUCCAGUUUAUCUGCGUUAGCUAGAGCAGGGGCUCUCAAAGUUUUUGGGGCCAGGGACCCCUUGCAGGGGAGAACAUUUCCCAGGACCCCUUCUUAAUUGUAACACUGAUUAGGCAUACGCUUACUACCAUUUGUACUCUUGGAUUCCAUUGGAACUAUGUGUACUCUAAAACCUUUCCACCUUAAUACUUCAGACCUAUUUCAUGGUGAUAAACAGAAACACAUUUCAAUUUAAA
Anarrhichthys ocellatus (wolf-eel) is the source of this 3079-nucleotide messenger RNA. RefSeq names its product bile salt-activated lipase-like. The transcript is spliced from 11 exons. NCBI's taxonomy places the organism in Eukaryota, Metazoa, Chordata, Actinopteri, Perciformes, Anarhichadidae. The record is from RefSeq and is a predicted model, not a curated record. Bases 783 to 2453 code for a protein of 556 amino acids.